Beta vulgaris subsp. vulgaris (sugar beet) is the source of this 543-nucleotide messenger RNA. RefSeq lists its product as uncharacterized. The record is from RefSeq and is a predicted model, not a curated record. The transcript has a single exon. Lineage: Eukaryota; Viridiplantae; Streptophyta; Magnoliopsida; Caryophyllales; Amaranthaceae. The coding region runs from base 1 to 543 and encodes 180 amino acids.
AUGGCUAGUACUGAAGCUAAUGCUAAUGUUAAGGUUGAUCCUAGCACUGUUCUUGGUAGUGUUUACUACAUUCAUCCUGCUGAUAGUAGUAACACAAAAUUAGUUCAUGUUUUGUUUGAUGGAAAUAGUUACAAUGAUUGGAAGAGGUCUAUAAUGUUAGGCUUAUCUUCUCGAAAUAAGUUAGGCUUUGUAGAUGGGUCUUUGAAAUGUCCUGCACCUACUGAUGUUGAUUAUAAAGCCUGGCAGAGAUGCAAUGAUCUAGUGCUAGGUUGGCUGUUGUUUUCUUUGGAGAAAAAUGUUGCAAAAAGUGUGUGGUUUUGUAAAACUGCUAAAGAUCUUUGGAAGGAUUUAGAAGAAAGGUAUGGUCAUACUUCAGCCACACAACAGUUUACUUUGGAACAAUCUUUAUCUGAGUUACAUCAAGAAAAGAAUGAACCUAUUUAUGUUUUCUUCACUAAAAUCAAGGCUAUAUGGGAUGAGAUGGAUAACAUUGAUCCAUUACCUUAUAUGUACUUGUACAAAUUGUACAUGUACUUUGUCUGA